Messenger RNA from Stylophora pistillata, 3983 nucleotides. Its product is annotated as RNA-binding protein 5. The record is from RefSeq and is a predicted model, not a curated record. Gene Ontology annotation, molecular function: RNA binding. Gene Ontology annotation, cellular component: nucleus. Gene Ontology annotation, biological process: mRNA splicing, via spliceosome. NCBI's taxonomy places the organism in Eukaryota, Metazoa, Cnidaria, Anthozoa, Scleractinia, Pocilloporidae.
AUCCGUACCUCCUUGGCUAAUUUCUUAAAAACAAGAUACAUGUGAGCUAAUUUUAACUGAAAUUACCCUUCGCUUUUGCCAAUAAACGAAAGGUCACUGUUGUAAUUGGUCGAUCGAUCGCAGGAUUUGUAGGUCGCUCCUGAUCUUCAAUUCCAAGUUUAUUGGCGGACAGUUUCCUUGUUCAGAAGUUAACAAAAUGGACAUUAGGCGGGAAGACACCGCUGAAAGGAUGACGGAUGACCCUAGUGAUCUAAGGCGCAGUUCAGACUACAGAAGUAAUGGCCGCAGUAAGGAUUCCAGAGACCGCGACCUUGAACGUGACAUUGGCCGCGAGCUGAGCCGUUUUAGGGACAUCAGAUCAGACAGAGAUGAACGUCGAAGAAGUCCCGAUUUAAGGCGGGGUGAUGCAGCUGAUCCUUUUGGUCGCGAUAGGGAUUAUUACAAAGAAAGAGUUAGGGAUAAUGAGCAUGAUAAAGAGAGAAUUAGAGAUAGAUAUAGGUCUCAUGACAGAGAUCGCUAUGAUCGUGACAGCCGCAAUAACCAAGAUUGGGACAGAGACCGUUAUGAUCGUGAUCGCCAAGAUCGUCCUGGUGACUUUGAUGGUAGCAAAGAUUAUGGAAGGCUCAGAGAGCGAGACAAUGACAGGGAUCGUGACCGCGAUCGUGACCGUGAUCGGGACAGAGGCCAUGAUAGAGACCGUGACUGGGAUUUUGAUAACAGAGACAGAACAGGAUACUCCAGCAGGAAUUGGAAGAGGAAUGAUGGAUAUCACAGUGACGAACAUGACCGCAGUGACCGUGAUAGAGACUAUGGAGACAGGGAGCCUUUGCGUGGUAGAUACCACUCUCGUGACAGGGAUGGAGAUGACAGAAGACUGCUGGACAGCAGGCAGGAAGAACCGACCAGUGUUAUUAUUCUACAUGGGCUUGAUAAGGACUUCAGAGAAGAAGAUAUGAUAGAGGAGUUACAAAGGGAUGGUACAGACUUUUUGGAUCUUAGAGUGGUUCGCCACAGAAGUGGUAUUUCCAAGGGGUUUGGUUUUUUAGAGUUCAAAAGUGUUUCCGAUGCUCAGGACUGGAUGGAAAUUCACAAGGGGAGGUAUAAUGUCCAUGGACACAGAGUCUGUGCUGAUUACAGCAGACCUAAAGCUACCUCAAAUGUUGCAGAUAAGGACUGGAUUUGUAGUAAGUGUGGUGGUCAGAAUUUUUCCUCAAAGAGGCGUCUGUCAUGCUUCAAGUGUGGAGCACCAAAGGAGAACAGUAUUGCUGAUUUGGGGGAUGAUAAGGAAGUUUCAAAUAAUCCAUGUAAAGUACUUAUUCUGAGGGGCUUGGAUACUAUCACUAAUGAUGAAGCGAUACGAAAAGCCCUUGUGGAAAUCACAGCUCUUCCUGUCUAUGAUGUUCGUCUCAUUAGAGAUAAAUUAACCAACACAUCUAGAGGAUUCUGUUUUGUCGAGCUUGGUUCAGUUGAGGAAGCAAGUCAGUUAUUGGAAAUCAUCACCAACAUGCACCCCCCUUUUACUAUUGAUGGUAGAAUUGUUACGGCAUCUUAUGCCCAUCAUGAUAAUCCACCAAAAACUACCACAGCUUCGGCAGCAUCAGCAGCCAUUGAACAGGCACAGUGGUCACAGACUGCCAUUGGAUCCCAGCCUCAGGUUUCCUCAAGUACUGUUGCUGCCAAUGCCAUGGCUCAAGCACAGGCUGCUGGCACCAUGGGUACAGUGACAGCUGCUACUCAACAGACAUAUGAUGCAAAGGUUACAACCCAGCAGCAACAGAACCAACAACAGCCUGUGGCAGGUACAGGGACAACUGAUCAAGCCCAAGGUGGCACUGCACAGUACCAACAACAAACUCAAGCUCAAGCUCAGGGGGAUUCAACACAGUCACAGCAGCCACAGGCCUUUGCUUCAUCACCAUCAUUUGCAAACUAUGUUUAUGACCCAGCCUCUGGUUACUAUUAUAAUUCGACAACAGGGUUAUAUUACGACGCAAAUACUCAGUAUUAUUACAACAGUGCUACUGGACAGUAUCUAUAUUGGAAUGGUGAAACACAGCAAUAUGUCCCAGUGGCUGCUGAUGGGACCAUCGUCACAUCAGGCUCUAGUACCACUGAAACUCUCACUAGCAGCGAAGCAGCAUCAGUCAAAGAAAAGCAGAAAAAAGCAAAAUCACUGCAAGCUAAAAAGAUUGCAAAAGACAUGGAGAGAUGGGCGAAGUCUGUGAAUGCAGCAAAGACCCAAGUUGAUGAUUCCAAGAAAGGAUCUUUUGUUCCUGUGUCAAAACCAGAGGAACCUAAACCUGACACAGAUGUGUUUAAAAUGCCAUUUGGACCUCCCCCUAAAAUUUCGACCUCACUAAACAUAGCCAAGAGCAUUGCAGCUGGAAUGCCAGCGGAAGUUAAUGAUAAUGUGGCAGCGUCCAGUCCUUUGGCGGCCUUAAGCAUGGUCCAAGACACCAAGAGAACAGAGCCAUCAAAAAGUGCUAUUGUCGCUGAAUAUGGCGAGGAUGACUCAGAUCCUGAAGAUGAUGUCAACGAUAAAUUUGCUGACUUGAGUAUCAUGGCGUGUUUGCUUUGCAAACGACAGUUCCCGAAUAAAGAAGCUCUGGAAAGACAUCAGAAAUUUUCUGACUUGCACAAGCAAAACUUGGAGAUUCACAAAAAGAUGGGAAUGAGUGAUGAACAGCUUGAAGCGUACGAGAAACAGGAGCGAGAGAACAAGUAUCGUGACAGAGCAAGAGAAAGAAGAGAGAAGUAUGGACAGCCCGAAGCACAGAAAGUUCGGCUGCCUUCCAAGCGAAGAGGAGGAGUAGGAGGGGGAGCAAUAUCGUUUGAGCCUCCGGCUGAGCGGAUUGGUGGGGAAAAUAUCGGUAAUCAGAUGUUAAAGGCCAUGGGCUGGACAGAGGGGAGUGGUCUGGGUAGAGAAGGACAAGGCAUCGUUGACCCCAUUGAGGCCAAAAUGAGAAGCCAAAAUGCCGGACUCGGUUUGAAGGGAAGCAGCUAUGGCGCAUCGUCUUCAGAUACUUACCAACAAAAACUAAAGAAGCUGGCAAGGUCACGCUUUAACGAUGUUUGAAGAGCACUGUGAUGCGUCCGUUUGGAGCAACAACUGGUUCUGGACACAGAAUAAGUUCACUGAUGGACCAAAAAUGGAAAAAAGUCUAACAUGUUGAACUCUGGCCGAUAGAAAAUGAUAGAUAUCCGUCCAUAGUGUCUAGGCCAUCGUUAAAACUGUCUCUUUUUCGCAUUCUAAGCGAUAAAAAGUCUGUUUUACCCGAAGAGCGUCUUUUAAGCAAUCAACAAAAUGGAGCCUGAUUUCCAGUUAAGAAAUAUGGACGUUUCUGGUCCAAACACUAGAUGAUGACAUUUGCUAUCCUUCAUCGAUCGAUCUAAGUUCAGUGCUCCAAGCUGCGACUUUUAUGGUCAUCCUGGCGACUGGCAGAAAAAAUUUGGCGACUAAAAUUUCAGUGAGAUUCACCAAACUGGCGAUCUAUGUGCGGCGGUCAAAGGGCAAGCUGUACAUUUUAUAUGUUUUCAUUCAUUAAUUAUGUAACGUUAAGUUAUGGUGAGGUACAAAUUUCUAUGAAAUAUUACUAACGCUCUGUAGUUGUCGUUCUCUCCUCGUUUGGGCGAGUGGUAAGUCUUGAAAUGAGGCCAGAGCUUUUAAAAACGAUUGCCAGCUAUUUUCGUCUAAAAAUUUUUUCAAGCGACCAUUUCCUGAUUUUCGGUCGUUAAAUGGCGACUUUAAAAUAACUUUAAGCUUGGAGCGCUGCAAAAUGUGUACAAACAGAUGUUUUGCCUAUGAUCGUGUGGCUUGUGAAGCAAUAGUUAUCAACCAAAACCUUAGAGAGACCUAGUUUUGCAUAUGAGUACAGUACCUUUGAUCCGUUUAUAGAGUAACAUGGAACUCCUACGAAAUAUUCUACCCUUUAGGCAUGUUGGGAGACACCAUUUACUAUCUCAAAUAAAAGAUAUUAACGCAA